Molecule: messenger RNA, 1017 nt
Organism: Metarhizium robertsii ARSEF 23
Lineage: Eukaryota; Fungi; Ascomycota; Sordariomycetes; Hypocreales; Clavicipitaceae
Product: Aldo/keto reductase
Exons: 3
Coding region: 1-1017 (338 amino acids)
Cellular component (GO): cytoplasm
Source: RefSeq, a predicted model, not a curated record
AUGUUUCCUCCACGUCCUGUUCGCCAAGUUGGUAGCCUCGGCCCUAAUGUCCCUACUGUUGGGUUUGGAGCCAUGGGAAUGAGUGUUGGUUAUGGCCAGACCAAAUCCAACGAGGAGAAACUGAAGCUUCUGGAUCGUGCUUGGGAACCAGGCUGCACCAACUGGGACACUGCAGACAUUUACGGAGAUUCCGAAGACACCAUUGGCAACUGGUUCCGUCUUCAUCCGGAACGCCGCAAAGACAUCUUUCUUGCCACAAAAUUCGGUCUCUGCCCUCGCAACAACAGCAUAACCGUAGAUUCCAGCCCUGAAUACUGCCACGAAGCCGUUGAGAAAAGCCUCAGUCGCCUGGGAGUGGACCAGAUUGACCUGUUUUAUCUGCAUCGCGCGGAUCCAAUGGUCCCUAUCGAGAAAACAACUGCCGCGAUGAAGCAGCUGGUUGAGCAAGGCAAAGUAAGGCACAUUGGCUUGUCCGAAGUGUCGUCAGGCGCGCUGCGUAGGGCCCACGCAAUACAUCCCAUUUCUGCCGUACAGGUGGAAUAUAACCCGCUGACCCUGGACAUUGAAGGGCCCAACGGUACCUAUUUAAUGAAAACCUGCAAGGAACUUGGCGUGGCAAUAUUCGCUUAUGCACCUCUCGGUCGUGGCUUGUUGAGUGGUCGUUACCGCUCCUUGGGUGACCUCGACUUUGACGAUAGUCGACGUACUCUGGGGCGCUUUCAAGAGCAAAGUCUUUACAAAAACCUGAGACUUAUUGACAGGCUCUCUGAGGUUGCCCAUCGGAAAGGGUGCACUCCAUCUCAGUUAAUACUAGCUUGGUUAAUCCGCCAAAGCGAGAACAUCUUCGUCAUCCCUGGCACCAAAAGCGUAAAAUAUUUAGAGGAGAACUUUGCUGCAGCGGGACUUACAGUGACAGAUGCUGAACAGCAGGAGAUUAGAGAGUUGACCGACAGCAUAGAAGUUGAAGGAGACAGGAAUGCCACGUUUGGCCAAUUUGUCACGACCGUUCCGGUCUAG